This is a messenger RNA of Danio aesculapii, 2644 nucleotides long. Its product is annotated as complement factor B. NCBI's taxonomy places the organism in Eukaryota, Metazoa, Chordata, Actinopteri, Cypriniformes, Danionidae. The coding region runs from base 33 to 2534 and encodes 833 amino acids. Gene Ontology annotation, biological process: proteolysis; complement activation. Gene Ontology annotation, molecular function: serine-type endopeptidase activity. The transcript is spliced from 19 exons. Gene Ontology annotation, cellular component: extracellular region. The record is from RefSeq and is a predicted model, not a curated record.
GUUCAGGCUAAACCGUGUUCAUCUGGUCCACAAUGCACCACAGCCCUGCACGCCUCAGCACUCUUCUACUCUUCAUCUCUUUAUCUGAAGUGCACUCAGAGUAUGACUAUGACUAUGGCUUAGGAGAGAGUGUGAGUAAAUCCUGCAGCGUGUCUGAAUCCAUCAGUGGAGGCACGGUGGAGUUUUCCAGCGGUGGAUCCGUCGGCAGCCGCAUGAUUUACCACUGCACUGAUGGAUUUCAGCCUUAUCCAAUCAGUCAGAGAGUCUGCAACUCCAACGGUGAAUGGGAGCCCAAGGUAUCCAGGGUCAAAUGUGAAGAAAUCGGUGAUUAUGGAGAUUAUGAGGAUCAACAGAAGAACUGCUCUUUGGAAGUGUCCAUUAAAGACGGUCGCCUGUCCUUCUCCAAUGGUGGGAUUGAGGGAAGUGUGUUGACAUACCAAUGCGAGACGGGACACUACCCUUUCCCUACAGCACAGAGAGUCUGCAGCCGAGACGGCAAAUGGUCAGCCAUGAGACUCCCAACUGGGAAGAAAACACUCAGUGCUGUGUGCAAAGAGGUCCUCUGCCCUGCUCAGAUUCAGCUUGACAAUGGGCAGUUCUGGCCCAGGAGGCAUUGGCUCAGGGUUGGAGAAAAGCAGACCUUUUCAUGCCAUGAAGGGUUUAUUCUGACUGGAUCUGCUGAGAGGAACUGCACUCAUUAUGGUGGAUGGACGGGAACAACACCAGUGUGUGACGAUCAGUCGGAGGACUGCAGAGAUCCAGGGAUCCCUCCAGGAGCUAAACGCUUUGGGCGUCAUUUUGCCAUUGGAGAUAAAGUGCGGUAUCUGUGUCAGUCAGGCCUGGAUAUUCUCGGCUCUUCUGAAAGAUGGUGUUUGGAUUCAAGGGAAUGGAGUGGUGCAGAACCCCGCUGCUAUGCCCAGUACUCAUUUGAUCAGCCGGCUAUUGUUGCUCAGGCCUUAGGAGGAUCUCUGAGCGCAGCCUUAGAUGUGUCACUCCCCGACUUCAAAAAGAAAGGGCAGUCUUUGGGUAGGACUAUAAAGGUUGAAGAAGGCCGCCUGAAUGUCUUCAUCCUAAUGGACACCUCAGGAAGCAUUUCACAGGAUACCUUCCAGGCAGCAAAGAAAGCCAUUAUUGAACUUGUCCGUAAGCUGGACAGCUAUGAAGUCAACAUGAAGUUUGACAUCGUCUCGUAUGCCAGUGAGCCCAAAGAAAUCGUAUCCAUUACAAACUUUGACAGUCAUGAUGUGGAUUUUGUCCUGAGGAAAUUAAGCGAGUUUAGUGACGAAGUUCAUGAGAAAAGGAGAGGCACGGAUCUGUCGAAAGCCCUAGAGAGGGUGUACGCUCAGCUGGCUUUACUCCGCGAGAACAAAAAGAGUCAUUUCAAUGAGACUCAGAACAUCCUCAUCAUAGCGACUGAUGGCCACUCCAAUAUGGGACCCAACCCACAAAUCAUGCUGAGUAAAAUCCGGAGCUUGCUAGGCUACAAACCCAGCAGUGUAGACCACACACAAGAGGAGCUCCUGGAUGUGUACGUGUUUGCUGUUGGGAAAGACGUGAACAGAAAAGACCUGAUGAGCUUUGCCUCCUCAAAGAAAGAUGAGAAGCAUGUGUUUGUCCUACAGGACUACCAGCAGCUUGGAUAUGUGUUCAACCAAAUGAUCAGUGAUUCUGCUGUGACGAAGUGUGGAAUAGCUCAAGAGGAGCAGAGCGGCGCUGACGACGUCUCCUACACCAAACCCUGGCACGUAGACCUCCUCUGGGGAACUAAAACAUGCCGAGGGUCAAUCGUGAGUGAGAGUAUGGUGCUGACAGCAGCUCACUGCUUAAUAAAGGCCAGCGGAGCCAAAGCCACGCCGGCGGACAUCAAAAUCACCCACGGUGCUGGAGAAGUUAAAGCCGUGGAGCUGAUCGUUCAUCCGCAGUUCAAUGUGUCUGGCCUGAAGGACAAGAAUGUGAAGGAGUUUUAUGAUUACGACAUCGCUCUGAUCAGGAUGAGGGAAAACAUCACAAUAUCCAGGCAGACACGGCCUAUUUGUUUGCCCUGUACAAAAUCCUCGAAUCGGGCUCUGAGAAUGGCUGCGGGCGCCACAUGUGAUCAGCACAGGAGAUUCCUGCUGCACCUGGAGGAGACGCCGGCUCUCUUCAUCUCACAGGGAACUCAUCGAGCAGACACACACAUACACAGCGGCGCUAAAAGAGAGAAAUGCGCAGAGAAAGCCAGAUCCGUCCUGCAGGAGAACAGCAGAGCCACGCUGACGGACAUCAUCACUGAGCGCUUCAUGUGUACAGGAGGAUCAGACAGAAACACACACCACAUCACCUGCAAAGGGGAUUCAGGAGGAGCUCUGUUUCUCCGCAGGAGGAUGCGAUACAUUCAGGUGGCAGUGAUCAGCUGGGGCUCCAGGCAGACGUGUGACUCUCGGACGGCACUCAGAGAAGCAGUUCUGGACGCCAGUGAUUUCCACACCAGUGUGUUUGCUCUGAUGCCAUGGCUGAAACAGCACCUUCAGCAGCAGAUCAGCUUCAUCCCUUAACAUCAGUACACACACACACACACACACACACACCUGCAUCAUCGGUGCUCCAGAAACACUACAGUCAGUAUUAUGAGAAGGCAUAACAAUAAAACAAGUUUGAGUCUAUA